Chlamydomonas reinhardtii is the source of this 2142-nucleotide messenger RNA. RefSeq lists its product as uncharacterized. Bases 163 to 1713 code for a protein of 516 amino acids. Lineage: Eukaryota; Viridiplantae; Chlorophyta; Chlorophyceae; Chlamydomonadales; Chlamydomonadaceae. Gene Ontology annotation, molecular function: catalytic activity; 4 iron, 4 sulfur cluster binding. The transcript has 8 exons. The record is from RefSeq and is a predicted model, not a curated record.
GUGCCUACCGGUAUAGUCAUAGUUAUACUAGCGCAUCAGCACCAAAUGCAAGUGUCCCCCGCUGCAAGUUUGCAUGGCCUGGACUCCGGAACACAAAGCCUCCGGCCGCGCAUUGGCGCCAACAGGAUCCGCGCUCGUGUUGUUUCACUGCAGCACAUCGGAAUGCUAACCAGCUUUCAGGCCGGAUCAGGCUCGCUUGCGUGCCAAGCCCCUCGCCGCCUGCCGUCGCCGCCCCAGACUGCAGCGGUCCUGCACCAGCAGUACUGCAGGUCUGCGCAGCUGGCGCUGCCCCCCACCGUGAACUGGCACCUGGAGCCACGCUGCAACUACCACUGCAAGUUCUGCUUCGCCACCUUCUCCGACAUCCCCAGCAGCGAGGUGGUGAAGGACGCCGACCUGCUGCUUGCGGUGCCGCCGCUGCUAGCGGCCGCGGGUGUAAGCAAGAUCACCUUUGUGGGCGGCGAGCCGCUGCUGCACCCGCUGCUACCGGAGCUGCUUGCCGCCGCCAAGGGCGCGGGGCUGGUGACCAGCCUGGUAUCCAACGGCAGCCUGCUGACUGAGGACUGGCUGCGGCGCAUGCAGGGCCACCUGGACUGGAUUGCCUUCUCAGUGGACGCCUCCGAUGACGCCCUGCAUGCCGCCCUGGGCCGCGGCACCACUCGAGAGACCGGCGUCACCAUGCCCCGACACAGCAGCAGCAGCAGCAGCAGCACCAAAAACAGCAGCCAUCGCAAGCCGAGCGGAGAUGGCAGCAGCCGUGGCGGCGCCACGGGCAGUGGAACUGCCACCAGUCCCGCCGUCGGACGCGGAGGCGGAGGUGGUGACGUUGGCGGAGGCGUGGGUACUCGUGGCGGCCACCUGGCGCGUGUGGAGCGACUGUGGGGUGUGGCUCAGGGCCUUGGCUACCGCCUCAAGCUGAACACGGUGGUGACUGCGCCCUGCCUGGGCGACGUGGGCGGCAUGGUGGAGCUGGUGGGCCGGCUGCGGCCGGAGCGGUGGAAGGUGUUCCAGGUGCUGCCCAUCACGGGCCAGACCCAGCCGGAGCACAUCGCGCCGCUGCUCACCACCGAAGCCCAGUUCGCGGACUGGGUGGCGGCAGCGUCUGUCGUACAGGAAUUGUACGGUGUGCCGCUGGUUCCGGAAUCCAACUCCCACAUGCACGGGAGCUACGCGAUGCUGGACGCACGUGGGCGGUUCUACCAGGACGUGAACGGAGAGGGCUAUGAGUAUGGGCCCAGCAUCUUUGACUGUUGGCAGGGGCGCCUGCUGGAAUCCCUGGCCCUGGACUCGCACGCGCACCCGCACCAGCCGCGACUGGCGGCGGCGCCGUCUCACGACGCGGCCGUGGGCACCAGUGCUGAUGACGUGCACGCCGCGGCCAUGGCUGUGCUCAUGGCACGGCCCACUUCAAGCCCAGCGGCGGUGGGCAGCGGCGGCGUAGCCAGGGGCGCCGCUGCUGGUGAUGGUGAUGGCGAUGGUGGCAACAGCAACGGCGCCGGCCCGAAUGCGCGCACACAGAUGCAGAUGGAGGCGGGGCGUGAGGCGGUAAUGGAUGCCUGGGGCGCAGUGGCGGGACCGGCGUUCCGAGCCGAAGCCUUCGCGACGCGCGGUGGCGUGUAUGAGUGGGGGCAGGGCGGGGAGGCGCUGGAGGAGCAGCAGCGUGCCUGGGGUGAGGCGGCCAGCAGCAGCGGUGGGGCGGAGUCGGACAUCUGAAGCCGGGUCCGACACAUGUUUCAAUGUACCGUAUGCGCAGACUUCCUCUUCACGCAUCCACCGCAAAUGCCCGCAGUCUUUGCACCGCCGACUUGGUGUAUUAGCUUUCUGAGGAGUGCGUGGUCACAUUUCUCUACUACUCACAUGCGUCCGAUGUUGGCAGGGUGAGACACAAUGCUUAGGGAGUUGAUGAGCCGUGCCAGCACCCGAGUUCCCAAGCACUAGACACUUGUUGUGUGACAUGCGCUUUCCUUAAUGAUGCAUCGCGGGGAGAGGUGCAGGGGAAGGUUUCUGAGGCAGUGGACGUGUCCGCACCCCACGCUCACAAGGCUGGUGGAUACGAGUACUCAGAACGCGGGGUCCUGUUGUGUUUGUGGUGCUGGGAUAGAAUGCAUAGCCAAAACGUGAUCGCUGGCAAACUAUAGGGGG